GUUAGAAAAACUUCAAGCUCGUGUCCUAGAAAACAAAACAAAGGAGAGUUAAAGCUACCAAAUUUGAAUCCUUGCCUUUAAUUUGUUUUCCCCAAAUUUCUCGGAAAUCAAAUUCCAUCCGCCGGCUGGAGAAUGUCCACUCCCGAUCCCAAUCCCAAUCCCAAUCCCAAUUCCUCUCCCAACGUCUCUGUAUCAGUACCGCGUCCUAUCGUCACCGCAUCUGAAUCUCCGGUGACACAAUCUAACACAGUCAAAACGCCGUCACCUCAACCUCAAUCACCAGCUCCGUCGUACAGAGCCAUAGCUCCGUUUCAUCGUCAUCCUCAUCCUCAUCCUCAUCAAAAUCACUACACUCAUCCUUCACCGAUCAGGCGUUCGAAUUCCGUUGCUGGUUCGCCUCAUCAGCCUCACCCACCACAACCAGACCCUUCCACUCUUAUAUACCCGUUUGGUUCUUCGGGUCGAGGGUUUCCGACCCGACCCGCUAGACAGAAUUCGAAUUCCGUCGCUGAUCCUGUGGCUAGUCCAGGUGGGCAUCCUCCUCGGCCGGUUUAUGCGUACCACCAUGGCCAAUUUGGUUCGAAUUUGGAUCCUAUGUUUCAGUUCAUGAGAGCUGCGCAUCCUCAGAAUCAACAAUCUCCUCAACUUGGGCCUGGUCAUAUGAAGGGAGUUCCUCAUUUCUUGCAACCUCGGGCUACUCCUUCUCCAACUUCAAUUCUAGACAAUGUUGGGCAUAAAAAGGCCAGAAGCCGGGAUGAUGCUCUGGUCCUUGUUAGAAAAAGAAAGGUUAGAAUAACAGAGGGGGCUUCACUGUAUUCACUGUGUAGAUCUUGGUUGAGAAAUGGUGCUCAUGAGGGAAUUCAGCCGCAGCGAAGUGAUACACUGACAUGUUUGCCAAAGCCUUUGCCUGUGGAUAUGACUGAGACAAGUUUGCCAAAAGAUUCAGUUGAAGAACCAAAUCCCGAAGAAGACAAAGAGGACGAGGAAUCUGUGAAAGAGUUGUCAACAUCUGAUCUUUUGAAAAGACAUGUAGACAGAGCUAAGAAGGUCCGCUCUCGAUUGAGAGAAGACAGGUUAAAGAGAAUCGCAAGGUACAAGGCAAGGUUGGCUCUUCUUCUGCCACCAUUUGGAGAGCAAUGCAGGAACGAGUAAGGAUAUAAAGUUAGGGACAUCUGUGUGAAUAUUCUUGCAAUUGAUUUAGAGAUGAUAUAAGGGGGAAAGGGUACCUUAGAGCCAGAGGUGUGUGUGUGUAAUGUAAGAAAGUUUUUUCUCUGAAUUCUCGUCACAGUAGUAGAUGAUUCUAAACUGAUCAACACUCUCAUAACUUUCUGAGAUGGUUAACUUAUAGUGCUGUCAUAUGUUUUUCUUGGCUAAGUGUUCUUUCUUACUCAAAAUUUUAAUCAUAUAUAUUAGAUUGUUUUUUCA
Messenger RNA from Capsella rubella, 1425 nucleotides. Its product is annotated as trithorax group protein osa. Gene Ontology annotation, cellular component: transcription repressor complex. The record is from RefSeq and is a predicted model, not a curated record. Bases 133 to 1152 code for a protein of 339 amino acids. NCBI's taxonomy places the organism in Eukaryota, Viridiplantae, Streptophyta, Magnoliopsida, Brassicales, Brassicaceae. The transcript has 7 exons.